This is a messenger RNA of Priceomyces carsonii, 2859 nucleotides long. RefSeq names its product Mtr10p (gene MTR10). The transcript has a single exon. Gene Ontology annotation, molecular function: small GTPase binding. The record is from RefSeq and is a predicted model, not a curated record. Bases 1 to 2859 code for a protein of 952 amino acids. Gene Ontology annotation, biological process: protein import into nucleus. Gene Ontology annotation, cellular component: cytoplasm. Lineage: Eukaryota; Fungi; Ascomycota; Pichiomycetes; Serinales; Debaryomycetaceae.
AUGUCUGGCGAAGAACAUAUAGCUCAGGUAAAACAGGCGCUAGGAAUAAUGUAUUCCAAUGCGCCUCAAGCUGAAAAGAAGCAAGCCACAAACUUUUUGGAAUCGUAUCAGAAAUCACAAGAAGCAUGGACUACGUUCGAUUCAUUGUUAGAGGAUUCUAACUUACAAAUCAAGUUAUUUGGAGCACAAACGUUACGCUCAAAAAUCACUUAUGACCUACCACAGUUGCCUGAAUCAAGCUACGUACAAUUGAAGAACUCGUUGAUCGAGUUGAUUUUGCGGUAUCCUAACCAGACCGAUAGGCUUAUUAGAACUCAGCUCUGUAUCUCGUUAUCGCAACUUGCACUUCAAUAUCUUUCAUGGUCAAACGCAAUGGAUGAGAUCAUAUCGAAGCUUUCUUCAAAUGAGAUUCACAUCGUAUGCUUGCUUGAUUUUUUCAAGAUCUUACCUGAAGAGUUGUCUGACGUGAAGAAAACUUCGUUGACUGACGAGGAGUUCAAUGCAAGGACAAAGCAACUUAUAAGCGAUAAUGUAGAUCGCGUACUACUCAUUUUGAAAAACCUUGCGGAUAAAAAUUCAAGUGCGAAUUUAAACUCCUACAUUUUAGGCUGUUUGAAUAGUUGGAUCAAAGAAUGUCCCAUCGAAAGCAUAUUGCAUGUCAACUCGUUGACCACAUUAAUAUUUCAGUCUUUGACAGUUGAAGAGACGUUUGAUCAAUCAAUUGAGUGCUUGUGUACCAUCAUGAGGGAAACGAGGGACCUCGAAAACUACGAAUUAAUAGAUGCAUUAUAUCAACAAAUAUUACAACUUCAUGGAUAUAUGAGCUUGAAUAAAGAAAAGUUGGAAGAUCCAGAGACUUUCAGCAGCCUCACUAGGCUAUAUGUGGAAGCAGGUGAAGCUUGGCACGUGUUGAUUGCUAAAAAUCCUCUGCAUUUUAAGCCAUUAGUUUCGAUAUUGUUGGAAUGCUCUAAAUAUGAAGAGGACUUAGAUGUUGUAAAAUACACCUUUUAUUUUUGGUAUCUUUUAAAACAGAUUAUUGUCUUACCUAAGUUUCAAGAACCCAAGUUGGAGUUUCUGCAAAUUUAUCUUGAUUUGAUAGCGGUAAUCGUAAAACAUUUGACCUACCCAAUCGAUUAUGCAGAUGACAACUUAUUUGAUGGAGAUAAGGAACAGGAGGACAAAUUCAAGGAAUUCAGAUAUGAAAUGGGAGAUGUUUUGAAAGACUGCUGUGCUGUCGCGGGUGCAAGAAAAUCGUUAGAAGUACCUUUUUCACAAGUACAGCACAUUCUUUCUACAUCGUCUCAAGAUGCCAAAUGGCAAUACAUCGAAGCGCCGUUAUUUGCUAUGAGAGCCAUGGCGAAAGAGGUACCUUUGAAGGAAAAUUCUAUUCUACCUGUAAUUAUGAAGGUCUUAUUUCAAUUACCUGAGCACCCUAAAGUUAGGUAUGCUGCAACUUUGGUGUUGGGCCGUUACACUGAAUGGACUUCAAAGAAUCCUGAAUUUUUGGAACCGCAGUUGAACUAUAUUAUCAAGGGCUUUCAAUUACCUGAUUUGGAGAGCAGUAAUGAUAUUAUAGUUGCUGCAUCACACGCCUUAAUGUACUUCUGCCAAGAUUGUUCCGAAUUAUUGGUUAACUACUUGGAACAACUAUACAUGCUCUAUGGUCAAAUAAAGAAUCAAUUGGAUAUUGAGUCGACUUAUGAAUUAGCGGAUGGUAUAGCACAUGUCAUCAAAAAAAUACCAUCUGAGAAUAUGUUCAAAGCCACAGAAAUGUUUUUGGCACCCACAAUGGAGUUACUAAACAAUCUUUUAAAGAAUAAUGAUGCAAAUGAUGAAGCCACAAACAUUAAUAUAGCAGACCAAAUUGAAGUUGUAUCGACGUUUGUCCGUGUAUUAAGAUGCUCUGAAUUUGAGAAACCUCAAUAUCCGAUUGCAAGCUUCUUUAUUGAGAAGGUUUGGUUAACAGCUCAUGAUUUGCUUUCAAAGUUCGGUAAGUCAUUAAAAGUUAGUGAAAGGAUUUCAAAAUUGAUCAAAUGUGCAAUUCAAUCAUUCAGCACUUAUCUAAGUCCCGUUUUGCCAGAUAUAGCAAAUGUUCUACAUGAAGGUUUCAAAGAGACUAGGUAUGGGUGUUUCUUAUGGGUCUCGGGGAUUUUGAUAAGAGAGUUUGGAGAUGAAUACGCUAAUGAUGAUACAAAGAAGGCUGUAUAUCAAUUUGGCCUUUCACAAUGUUCUUUAUUCUAUGAUCUUUUAAAUUCGAAUUGCAAUCCCAACGACUUGCCAGAUGUCGUUGAAGAUUUCUUUAGAAUGAUGAAUGACCUACUCAUGUUUUUUCCGUUUGAUUUGAUUUCGAACUUAGAUGUAUUGAAAUCCACUCUCACGGCGAGCGUUUUAACCUUGAAUACAGUGACUGAAUUUGAUGCCCUUAUCUCGUGCUUGCACUUUCUUAUAGACUUCGUUUCAUGGGGAUUUCCAACGCCUCCAAUAUCUUACUUUGAUGAAAACCCGAAUCAUAUCCAAGCUUCUGUUAAACAAUUUUUACUCAUGGAUGAUAACGGACAACUUCUUUUCAAAUCUGUAUUAGAGGGUCUUAUCUUCAAGUUUCCGAACGAUGUCCAGCCGGAUGCAAAUGAGCUCCUCCUUAAACUUCUUUUAGUUGCACCAGAUGCAGAAAUCGCGAUUACUUGGGUAUCUAGAGUCGCCAAUGGUCUUCCAAAUGUCAGCAGCCGCGAAGUGAACAAACUAAUAAAUACAGUUCACGUUGCAUUACCUAAUAAGGACAACAGGCGAGUACGUUCCUCGAUUAAAGAUUUCGUGAGCUGGUAUUCUCGAAGAAAUGUCACACCACGUUCUGAGUUCUAG